AUGGCACUCGAAUUGCCCGCGCGACAGAAAUUUACAGCUCACAGCGGCAAUGUGUACUCAUGCAUCUUCAUCCCUCCAACCGCCCAGUCAACAACCCUUCUCUUUCUUCACGGCUUUCCAUCAACCCUCACAGACUGCGUCCAUCAAAUCCAACACUUCUCAUCCGAAGGAUACGGCGUCGUCGCUCUGGAUCUGCUCGGCUACGGUGAAAGUAGCAAGCCAACAGAUGUAAACGCGUACCGUCUCAAGCCGAUGAGCGAUGAGGUCAUUGAGCUGCUCGACCAUUUGGACCUGAAGACCGUUGCUGGAAUUGGCCAUGAUUUCGGCGCGACGCUUUUAUCGAGAAUGGCGGCUUAUCAUCCCUCGCGCUGGGAAGCUCUUGUGUUUCUGGCUGUUGGUCCGCCGAGGCUUGGGACGCCGUUCGAUGUCGACAUGAUCAAUACCAUGACCAAGCAGUUUCUGGGGUAUGAGAUGCUCGGAUACAUCCCAUGGCUAGCCGAUUACAGGUCGCAGGAACUUCUCGAGAAGAACGCUGAAGCAACGAUGAGUCUGAUGUUUUGUCGCGAUCGGGAAGAAUGGGAGACGUGGUUUCAUCCUCUGGGCAAGAUGGAGGAAUUUGUGCGUGAAGAUCGCAGACUUCCCAUCGCAUCGUGGUACAACGAAGAUUUGCAGAAAGCACAUCUAAAGGCAUUCGGCUCGCAUGAUGGGUAUAAAGGCGUGUGUCGAUGGUAUCGCAUGUGGAAAGACAACCUCUUCGCUCCUGACGAACAAGGUUUUGAAGACUUUCACAUCUCACAACCCGUUCUCUUCAUCGUUCCAUCAGAGCCCGAGCAAUCCGCUGCCCAACAGCAGCAAAUGCUUUCAUCAUGGACCCCCAAUCUCCAAACCGUCAAGCUAAACACCAGUCACUGGGUCCAUAUCCAAGCUCCCUCCGAAACCAACACCACGAUCCAGAACUUCCUCACCUCACGCAGGGAGACUUAA
Molecule: messenger RNA, 984 nt
Organism: Fusarium odoratissimum NRRL 54006
Lineage: Eukaryota; Fungi; Ascomycota; Sordariomycetes; Hypocreales; Nectriaceae
Exons: 1
Coding region: 1-984 (327 amino acids)
Molecular function (GO): hydrolase activity
Source: RefSeq, a predicted model, not a curated record